Molecule: messenger RNA, 2283 nt
Organism: Pterocles gutturalis (yellow-throated sandgrouse)
Lineage: Eukaryota; Metazoa; Chordata; Aves; Pterocliformes; Pteroclidae
Exons: 4
Coding region: 1-2283 (760 amino acids)
Source: RefSeq, a predicted model, not a curated record
AUGAAUACUGCCUCAACUUCAGAAAGUGGAUCAUAUUCCACAAACCACACCAGACCCUUUUUUUAUGCACAGCCAACAGCACAACAGCCUUUUCCAAAUCCAUGGUACUUCAGUCAUGCUUACAGUCCGUAUUGUGUACCUGCUCCAGGCUUCCGAAGUGGAAAUCCAUAUUUUCCAUGUUAUUCUGUUGCGCUUCAUGACUAUCCUGGGUUUUUUGUUCCGCAACAUCCGAUGCAUGCAAGAAUUAACAGAAGGCCUUAUUUUAAUGCUCCCCCACCUUCCCCUAUGUUUUAUCAUGCAACAAGAUUUAGACACUAUAGUAGCCCUGGGAGAAAAAUGGAGACAAAAGAAACACAGACUGAUCCUAGACAGCCUGAAAACAAGCAGAAAAAGGAUCAAGAUAGCCGUACAGAAACGAAAGGUUGUGAUGCAGGAAAUAUGGCCUGUGUUUCUUCUGGUGUAGGUACAGAGACUGAAAGUACUUCAGAAAAACAAGAUUCAUCUGGAUCUUCCAUUGCAGUAGACAGAGAGUUUCAUAACAAGAGCCCUUCCAGCUCUACACAGUAUAGAAAUCUUCCUCCUGGAAGCUAUGCCUUUGAGAAGGAAGAAGUGAGGAUAGAAUAUGGAAAUGGCUCUCCAGCUAUUCAACUGUGGAAGUCCUUUAAAGAAACUAUCCCUUUGUAUGAUGUGGCAAGUGGUAAACCAGUCCCAGAGAAUAUAGUGCAGCGUGAUUUAUUUUCUGUUAGCUCAUGUGAAGGAAUGAUAUAUGGCCCUCGUGAAGGGGAGAAAGUCGUGCCAGGAGCUUACCUAGAUGAUAGAAAAGGUGGUCUCACCUCAAAACAGGGUGUUGAAACUGGGCAAGAAAAAAAGGUCCAAAAUAGUGAAGCCAAACUGGAUGCAGAAAAGCAGAUGAAUACAACUCAACAGGCAAAAUCCCCCCUGGGUGAAACCAUGGCAGUGCAAAUAGCAGAGUUGCCGAGAGCUGCUAGUGUAGACCAACCAGUGGUAAAACAAGAUGUGGCAGUGGCUAAGAAAUCAAGCUCUAAAAAAUCUACAGUCUCAAAAACUUCUCAAGAAGAGCUGAGCUUUAUUCAACAAGCAGGACUACUUCCAUCUAGUAUGGAGGUAAUGAGUGACUUGAGUUUUCAGCAGAAAAAGCUGAAUCUAAGCCACAGCGCAACCAAUGAAAGUCAAGCGGAUAAGAGUAUUUGGUGUGAUGAAUCAAUUGAGAAGUAUGUUCCCUCUAACAGUUGGCUGGCUUGUUUGGACAGUAUGGACACAAACUGCACCUAUGAUGUUUCUUUGUCACAAAGGAAACGUCAAAGUGUACUCAGUCUUUCUUCUGAUGACAUGUCCUCUAGAGAAGAAGGCUCAUCAAUUGAUAAUGCCCCAGUGUCUUAUUUUGUCCCUGACUAUGUGCUUCAGAAAAGCACGUAUACUUUCCAGAAAAGUACAGAGGGCUUAGAGAAAAUUAAAAGUGGUGGGUCCCUCAAUGAAGAUGAAGUGGUAGGAAGGGAGCAGACGAACAGCUUGAAUGACCAAGAUGUCAAAAACUCUUCAACCAUGAAGAUCACAGAGGCUUCCAAUAAAGGUAGAAAGCUGGGAGCCCUUUGUAGAUCUUCUAGUUGGAAAAAAAUCAAUUCUCUCAAGAAAAAAGCAGUUAAGAGUUUGUCAGAAGUUGAGGACUCUGAAGAAUACUCUGUGAGGGGAGAGGAGGAAGAUGGAGAGGAUGAGGAAGAUGUGGAUGACAUGGAUGAAAUAGAAUAUUUCUUUCCAGAAGCCAUUCCAUAUGGAAUCUUGACACCUAGCAAAGGAGGUUUCUACCAAGUUGGCCAGAGAGUGUUUUGGAAACCAGCUAAAAAUGCUGUACCAGCUCAAUUAAUUAGCUGGCCUGCUCAAGAGAAAAUAAAAACUAGGAGUGGCCUUGGUGAAAACAUUGGUAUAGCUUACAAGCCAAAGCAGAAAGAAAAAGAUGAAGCUGCAUAUGAUGACUGUGGGUAUUAUGGAAGAAAGAGGCCUACAGCAAGAAGAGAAGAACUUGAACACCAGCGAAUGCUACGGAAAUUCUUGGGAGGGUGCCCUCCUUUGGUUAAACCAAAGAAGAAAAGAAUAGGCAAGCCACCUUCUAAACGCAGAGACACAAGAUGUGAGCUGGAAGAAGAAGAGCAGGAGAUGCCUAAAACUACUGUACGCAAAGAGUACCAAUAUACAUUAUCUAGGUCCUCAGAUUGCAGCUUUGUAGCACCCUGCCUUGAGGUUCCAAAAAGAGACGCUUACUCUUAA